Hemisphaericaspora subhashii is the source of this 1410-nucleotide messenger RNA. It is a transcript of the gene SLY41, whose product is annotated as Sly41p. The record is from RefSeq and is a predicted model, not a curated record. Gene Ontology annotation, cellular component: Golgi apparatus; endoplasmic reticulum. The coding region runs from base 1 to 1410 and encodes 469 amino acids. The transcript has a single exon. Gene Ontology annotation, biological process: phosphoenolpyruvate transmembrane import into Golgi lumen. Gene Ontology annotation, molecular function: antiporter activity; phosphoenolpyruvate transmembrane transporter activity. Lineage: Eukaryota; Fungi; Ascomycota; Pichiomycetes; Serinales; Debaryomycetaceae.
AUGUAUACCAAAAAGAAUCAUUCAGUUGAGAAUAUAAAACUGCAAUAUAGCAAGUUUUAUUCCUCAUCACAAAUCAAUCCCAAUAAUUCAUCAACUAAUUUAUCCAAAAUCCCUCGUUCUCCAGCAGCCCCAACGCCAGUCAGAGUAGAUUCUUAUUUCGGAGGGAUACCCACCCCUCCAAGAUUAUCCAAAACACCCAGUUUUGGAUCAUUUCAAUAUCCAAUCACACCACCAUUAUCUGCAAAUCCAUCAUUCACUUCAUUACAACAUGCAUAUCCAUUAACACCUCCAUUAUCAAAAUCAUCUUCCCCAAUAACAAUUCAUGAAACUAAACAACAAUCCACUUGGUCAAGUUGGAUCCCACCUAUCAAUUAUAAAAUAACUGGUUUAUGUAUAUUAUGGUAUUUGGCAUCAAUUAUUUCAAGUAAUUCAACAAAAUUAAUUUUGAGUGAAUUUAGUUAUCCAAUUACAUUAACGCAAUUUCAAUUCUUAUUGAAUUCAAUGUUAUGUUUGAUUUUAUUAGCAAUUGUAAAUCGAAAUUCCAAUUUAUCAAAGAUUCUUCCAGCAGGAGUCAUACCGAGUUCAGGUAAUAUUAAGAAAUUUAUAACUCCAACUAGAUUAAUCAUAAAUACAACAUUACCAAUGGGUUGUUUUCAAUUCAUUGGUCAUAUCACAAGCCACAAGGCAACUUCAUUAAUCCCAGUUUCAUUAGUUCAUACUAUGAAAUCAUUAAGUCCAAUAAUCACGGUAUUGAUCUAUAGGAUAUUAUACAAAAAGCAAUACAAAUUAGUGACAUAUCUUUCAUUAAUCCCCUUAAUUUGUGGGAUCAUGUUAACUUGUUAUAAACCAACAACCACCACCACCACCACCACCGGCAUGGAAUAUUAUGGAACUGGAUUAUUAUUUGCAUUUUUCUCCAUGUUGAUAUUUGUAUCACAAAACAUAUUCGCCAAGAAAAGAUUAACAAUCGAGGAAACCUCCUCCAUUCCAUUAUCAUCCAAAUCCAAACACCCUUACUCCUCCCCCUCAUCCCAGGAUCAAAAACUAGACAAAUUAACAAUCCUCUUCUAUUGCUCAAUAAUCGGAUUCAUCCUCACAACACCCAUCUAUUUCAUCUCCGAAUUCCUCCACCAAACCGGCACCCAAAUAUCCAUCCUCGAACUCACCCCAAGAGUUUCAAUAUUGGUAUUGAUAAAUGGUACGAGUCAUUUUUUCCAAUCUUUACUUGCAUUCCAAAUAUUAGGAUCAAUUAGUCCGAUAAAUUAUUCAAUUGCAAAUAUCUUAAAGAGGAUCUUUAUAAUUUUUGUUUCGUUUAUUUGGGAAUCGAAGAAUUUUUCAAAUUUACAGAGUUGCGGGUUAGGGUUGACUCUUUUUGGGUUGUAUUGUUAUGAUAGAUGGGGGGUUAGAUAG